AUGAGGAGGGGCCACGUCAGAUUUCCCGCCAGAGCGAAGGCCCCUCUCUACCUCCUCGCCGGAGCGGGAAUCACGGCCCUGUCUCUGCGGUCGGUCCCCGAUCCUUUCCCCUCCUCCGGCGAUCUCUCGCUCUCCGCAGCCGAGAGGAUUAGGCUCGAGGUGGAAGGCAUCGUACGAUCGUCUCGGGCUCUCUACGCUGUCAGUCUCCUCAUCCUGCAUCUCUCUCUCUCUCUCUCUUUCUUUCUCUCACCUCUUUCUCCAUUUAUUUUCUCUUUAUGUUGAUAAUGAACUCUGCUGUCUAUUCCAGAUCACCUAUGUUAUCGCUGACUACAAGUUCUCGUUAUGGGGCCUGGAACGUCGUCCUGUGGAUCACCACAACAAAUUACUGGAGGUAUUCACGACAUUAUUCUAUCAAAGACAUGAUGUAGGAUUUGGAUUAUAGAGUAUGCUCCGCAUCCUCGUUUGCAGUUCGUUUCUUAGGCCUUCAUUCGUGUAGUUUACAUGUACCGGGCUGCAGUUCUCUCAAAACCCGAAGAUUCUCGCGUCGAAUAAACAUUUUAUUUUUUUACCUUAUAGUGUCGGUUGGGUAACUUGAAUUCUAUCCAGAAACAUGUUUGCAUUUGGUUGAAUCGGUGCCAUUGAAAGAUGGCGUAUACUCUAUCCAAGGCCAUUUUUGCGUUUGAUUAAAUCAGGAUGUUUCAGAACGUCUAAAUGUAUAUAAAUGUGAGCUUGUGAAGAACGGAAGCGCAGGGACCAUUUUCCUUCUUAAUAGAUUACGUAUUGGAUCACGAAGCUAGCCUGGCGCUUUCUUUUCAAGUGGAAGAUAAAUGCAAAUACCUUUUUUCAGGGUGGUAAAUCUGAAUUCUGUCAUUUUGAUGGUCCUUGAAUGCACACAAAGCGCCUUUAACGCAGUAUAUUCGCGAUAAAAGUAACUUUUUUGGCAUUCAUUAAACGUACAUUUUGAUUUAUUUAAUUCAAUGAUAUGGAUCAGCACAUGAAUACUGCAUUUUACCAGUUUGUGUCGAUAUGCCAUGAUGGCCUUAAAAAUGGUAGUGGGUUGUAUUAUAACCUUUUAUUAGCUCAUAAGUAUGACCAGAGAUUAACUUAGAUAUUGGAUCCGGCCAUUUUCUCUGAAACCUCCUGAAAUGCACACUUCCCAAUGAGCUACUUGUAUCAUGCUGAAAUUCGCUAUCACUGUCCCUAUCUUGUGUUGUUAUAGUAAAAUGUUAUAAGUUUCCACUUCACGUGCUUUUGUCCUUUCCUGAAAGGGCCUACUUCAAGUUGUAAUGAUAAUGAGAAAUGGACGCAACAUGGUCUGCCUUUUUUCAACUCUUAUUGUUCCAGGUCCACCUACGAUCCGCCCAGAGGCUUUUGAAACUAUGUGAAACCAACAAGGGCUUUUAUGUGAAGGCCGGUCAAUUUGUCUCCUCUUUGCGUCAAGUGCCAAAAGAGUAUUCAUCAACAUUUUCAACAUUACAGGACAAGGUAUUCUGUAAUUUUCUUGUACUUUACGAUAGAAUCUUGGUAUCUUGAUGAAUAUUUAUAUUUUUCAUGUAUUUAUUUUGCUUCUCCAGGAUGGAAUCUUUGUAUCUUGCUGAAUACCUGUAUAUAUUUUCCCUCUUGAUGUUUUAGGCUGUCCCUUGUCCUUUUGAAGACAUCAAAGAAGUAAUAGCCAGGAAUCUAGGGAAAAACUUUACUGACUUGUAAGUUUCUUCUGGCGAAUUUAUAUUCUGUGUUAUUUAGUCUGUGUUUCAUUAACAGCUCUCAUUAUGGAGAUUUGAAGUCUCCUCAUUGAAGCGGUUAUUGGCCUAUAAUUUAUGCAUUUUUUUCCUCGUCAACCAGAAAAUCUAGCUGUAUCAUCACCGUUAUCGUCGUCCUUUCCAACCAAUCUUGGACCUUUUCCUUCAAUUGCUAUAUUUGACUUCCACGAGUUUGACUGGUAUAUUCCAAUUGGUCUCACUUUUCAGAAGUUCCAACUUGAUCAAAUGUGAGUCAGCCACUCUUGUUUACGAGUGAAUUAACUGUUUAUAUCCGCCAUCUAUGGGAUUUGUGCUUAAAUGGCAACCAUAUAAACGCAAAUCUAAUCGUACCCUUUCUUUCUAUGGUUAUCUGAGAAUUUUUUUUCGUCCACUCUUAAUUGCCACGUAAAAAAUUCGUUUAUCCUUUUCACAAGCACGCCUCUUCACCGAAGGAGGUGACUUAGAUGGUAGACCUCCACUUUUUGGAUUUGCAUUUCAGACAUCUGAACGACUUUGUUGCUGCAAUGUAGUCAGGGUCAUUUCCACAACCUAGGUUGAUGCUCCUUUUCCAGCAGCUAGAAACUUCCUGGUUUUGUGUGAAAUAACAGUUUCUUGUAGAGGAAACUGUAAAGAAUGUGCUGCCCGGGCAAUCUUGUGGGAUAUACAAAUAGAAAGGACCAUAAGAAUUCUUGAAGAAAAUUUCAAUAAUGUUCUUGACACGAUUAAUAGAACCACAAAUCUGGGGGAGGAUCAGGCAUUAGUUAUCGAUAAAUUGGAUUUAGAACCUUUUUUUCCGCAGAAAAUCUGAAGAUGGCUACAAUUUCCGAUCUCAGUGACCUGUCUUCAAUAGAACUAUCAAUAUGUUAGCUUUUGCUUUAAAAUCAAAUCGCAUGGUCUGUAAAAUCAAACUGCAUAGUUUAGUUCAAGGUGUCUGUCUAAUGACUUGGCUAGAUCUAGCAUCUUGCUACAUUAGAAUACCAUUUUUUCUUCUGAGGUCAUGAGGCGGAGUCUUGGGUAUCUCAUAUUUUCUGAGGAGAGCUUGUUGCUUUAUAUGCAUCUGCCUUUUUCUGUAUGUGACAGUCUGCCUAAAAAGUUGGUAUCAAAUGUACUCUUUGGCGCCAAAGGAUAUUAGAAAAUGCUGAACCUUUUUGUCGCCGUCCUUCUAUAUGAUGACAAUUUAGCAUUUCCAGAGACGGAUCGAGCUUGUGCUUUUUGCAAGUGAUGAUUAGAUCGUCUAAAUAUGUGACAGAUUUUACUCGUUUGAUGAAAAGCCCAUUGCUGCUGCAUCAAUUGCUCAAGUGCAUCACGCAUUGCUGAGAGACAGACAAGAAGUUGCUGUGAAGGUUGGUCAUGAUUUCAAUCAUAACAUGUCAUGAUCACUCUUUUUUUUUUUCCCCCUUUUCUAUUCUUUUGUUCUUUCAGCCUAUUUAUGUGCACUUCUUUCACAUCAUACCUUACAUUUCAACAUUUUCGAUUUCUCCUGAUCAGUGUAGUGUGAUGUAGUAACAAAACUUCAUUCCGGGGAUGCAUGCCUUCACUCCAGCUGGUCGCCUUUCCGGAUUGCACUAAAUUACUUAUUAACGAAAUCUUUGUAUACUUUUCUGUGCACCUCACCUGUGGAUGACGAACUGUCAUUGAUUUCGCAUUAAAUGGCUUCUAGUUCACUAAAGACAAGAUCCAAAAUCUGUUCUUUAUCGUAGAAGGCAGCUGUCUAAUGAUAAAAACAUGUGCCUGGAUAUUUUAUUUGUUAUUUCUUUAGAAAGGCAAAAAAUCUGCUUUCCUUUUCAUCCUCGAACUACACUUUGUUCCCCGGUAUCUACUCUCGUGUUUCGUUUCCACCGACACAGUUAUGGCAUGCCUACACUAGGUUCGCACUUCAGGGGAAAUUAAACUCAUCAAGGGUUAAUAUGUUACUAGUUUUUAUACUAAAAGACUGUCGUAUCCCUAUCGAGAACUCUCAGAAUUUUUUUAUAUUAGUUAUCAAAGAACCUUGUGUACUGAUAGACCUUUCUACUCAUCGUGAACUUGCUUGAAGCUGCUAUUCGCUGCUGUAGGUAUUAUAUAUAAAUAAAAACCUCAGACGAGUGGACAAGCGAGUGAUUACUCCACAGAAUAUAACCUGGCUAGUUAUAGUACAUUUAAGUAUAAUUGAUAGUACAAUUGCACAGAAGGUCACGUACACAUUUAAGUAUUAAAUGAUUUAUAGUUUCAUUUAUGAGUAUUUAAUUAUGUUGAUGAAAAUAGGUGCAAUACCCAGGCUUACAGCAGCAGCUGACGGUCGACCUCAGAACCAUGGCUGUCCUUUCAAGUUUUGUUUCACAGGUGCUUUGGCAAUGUGCUUACAAUAACCAUGAUUCGUUUUCUGUUGACCAUCACUGUGAGAGGAGACGGAUGAAUUACCUCUUACUGUUCAGUAAUCUAAAACCCUCGAAGGUACUUAAAAACUGACAUCUCAUCAAGAGUUUAAUCGUGUUCAUCUCAGAUUUUCCCGGACUACAGGUUGGAAUGGAUGGUAUCAGAGUUUAAGAGGACAUUGUCUUCGGAACUCGGUUAGUAGUACAUCUUCUUCCAGAUUUGUAUGUCUUGCCAUGAACUCUGAAUAUCUAAACUUACACGGCGCCGAGGAGAAAUUUAAAUAUUAGGUUUCAGUUUUUUCCUUUUUAAGGACUUAAACUAUGUAGUAAUUGGGGCUAUGGAUCAAGUGGCUGCUGUAGAUUUUUUGCAGGAGGCAAAGAAUGCGGAGAGGACAGCCAGAAACUUCAAAACGAAAAAGAUCAUCAAAGUUCCUCAUGUAUUCUGGGUAUGUUUUCAACUCAGUCAAGUAAAGUUGACGUCUUCUGCUGAUGUCUCUCUAUUUGGAGCCAGAGUCAACGCCACCUAAGAGAAGACCACGUACUAUUCCCUUCUCUGUUUGACCAGUUGAAUACACGUGCAGGACUUGACAACAAAGCAGGUUCUGACGAUGCAGUUUUUCCAUGGACAAAAGGUAUAUAAAUAAAUCAUCUUCAUAACCUUGCUCCAUAGAAAUAUCCGUUCAUUCGUUAUAAUAUCAGAAGGUAAAUUAUAAAGAAUGCAUUCUUUAUAUAAUAUUUAUUUUAAAAAAAUAUUAUGCAAACAACGAUAAAUUGUUUAACCUCCCUCUAUCUUUGUAAAAGUGCUCCCUUUUCUGCUGACCAUCUUCUUUUUUGGACGAACUCAAUUCUGUGGCACAUUUGCUAGCGUUUCUAACUAUAUAAUCAUUUCUCCCUCUUCUUUCAGAUUGAUGAUGUGGAAUUUUUGAAGGAUUCAGGCAUAGAUCCGGGAAAGGUUUGUUUCCAGUUUAAGAAAAAUAAAACUUAUGAAGCUACCAACAAUCUAAUCCUGCUAAAUAAAAUGCAUGACAUCGUGGAUAAGAUUCCUUGAAACGAAUGGAAAUCUCAACUAACGCGUACUUGGUUUUUUUUUAUUAAAAAAAAAUAAAAGGGAGAGAAAAAAAUUCAACCCACUGGGAUCGACAAAACCUUGUCCCAUGCAUCUUACAUCGAACACACGCUCUGAUUUUCAAUCCAUACUAACCAGUUUCUCCUCUCCGAGUGAAGAUUUCUCCUCCAGAUAUAAGAUCCUCGCCUACAGAAAAAUAUUAAUUUCUCGGUUUAAUGUUCAGGUUGCCAAGACAUUGGUAGAACUCUUCUCUGAAAUGAUCUUCAUCCAUGGUUUCGUCCACGGCGAUCCCCACCCUGGCAACAUCUUGGUUUCUCCCGACGGCUACCAGGGAUUCUCUCUAAGUACGAGCUAUCAAUCGAUUUCUUAUUACACAGUUUUCGUUAUUUAAUCAGAUAAUUUCUGGUGUUGGGAAAAUGCAGUUAUUUUAGAUCACGGCAUCUACAGAGAGCUCGAUGAGGAGUUCAGAACGGAUUACUGCCGGCUGUGGAAAGCUCUGGUUCUUAUGGACUCGCCAACGAUUCAUGAAAUCGGUGGGAGAUUCGGCCUGGGCCAGUAUGCAAAGUAUCUCCCCGUUAUCUUCACCGGAAGAACACUAGAGAGGUAUGCCUGAUCCCAUUUCAUUGGCCAACUAAGGAAGUUUGACUUUUAUAUAAGGCAUUAUUUCUUUAUUUAGUUAAUUAGUUGGGACAUGAUGUUUGUGAUAUUCUUGUGGCAGCAAGUCAAACCUGGGGAAGCAGAUGCCUGCCGAGGAGAAGAGGGAGCUGAGGCGGGAGCUGCUCGCCCUGAAGAUGGGCGAUAUUUCCUCUUUCAUGGAGUCAAUGCCACCCGAUUUUCUGACUGUUUUACGAACAGAGUAAGCCGAUUCUCUCUCUCCUUUCCCCUUCUAUACAUGGAAGGUUUUCCAAUCUCGUGUGAUCUGUUCCAGCGGUCAACUGAGGUCCAUCAUGGGCAGACUCGGUGCGCCGGCGCGCGUACGAUUAUUAUCGUACGCCAGAUUUGCUGCCUGCGGCCUCUCCUCCAAGCAUCGGAACGAAAAUGGUGAAAAUAACUAUUAAAGUAGCAAUUAUGUCGUGCUGCUCUGUUUUAUUUUUUUAUUUUUUUCUUUUAGUCAACGCAUGAUCACUUCCUCCUCUACCUCAGCCUAUCUGUUUGACCAAAUCAUCUCCGGGAUCACAACAAGGGCCAGCUACCUCCAUCUCAGGUUUCUCCUCGGUAAGCUUCCCCCCUCCCCCCUUCCCUGUUACAAGCUAGGAGCAAGCUAACCUCUCUCUCUCUCUCUCUCUCUCUCUCUCUACCAGAGAUCUUGGAGCUGCUCUCGAGACUGGAGAGCUUGGGGCAUUCAAUUCUUGUGAAGGUCAAAUGGCUUCUCCCGCGGAUGGCCCACUUCACCAACUUGAGCCGCCGGACUCUCCUCGCAGAUGCUCAGAUGAUCUGA
Spirodela intermedia is the source of this 6597-nucleotide messenger RNA. The record is from the annotation of a GenBank genome assembly. NCBI's taxonomy places the organism in Eukaryota, Viridiplantae, Streptophyta, Magnoliopsida, Alismatales, Araceae.